CCCCGCAAUGUGACAACAGUACCAGCUAAUAUGUUUUUGUUAAUAAAACUAAGUUUAACAACAAGAACCUUUAGGUUUGAGGUUCUUGGUCCAGCUCAGCCUGUAGUUGCUGUAGCUGGUGAAGAUGUUAUUCUGCCCUGUUACCUCAAACCCAACAUCAGUGCUGUUGACCUGCGUAUCGAGUGGCUAAGAGUUCAUACCGAAGACCCACUUGUACAUCUUUACCGGGAUCAUAAGGACAGAAAUGAGAAUCAACUUCCAUCCUACACGGGAAGGACAUCACUGUUCCCUGAGGAAUUGAAGAAGGGAAACACUUCAUUAAAACUCUUUGAAAUCAAAGGCUCUGACAAUGGGCAAUAUAAAUGUUUUGUUCAGUCUGAUGAGUGGUUUGAAGAGUCUUCCAUUUAUCUGAAUAUUCAAGCUGUAGGAACCCAACCAGUGAUCUCCAAUGAGGGAUAUGAAGAAGGAGGGAUCAGUCUGGUGUGUGAAUCUAAAGGCUGGUACCCUCAGCCUGAAGUGGUCUGGAUGGACAGUGAAGGACACAGUCUCCCUGCUGGACACACAGAGACACACACAGACAGUAUGGACCUCUUCAUCGUGAGACGACAUGUUAUUGUACAGGAGACAGAGACCAACAGGUUCACCUGUAGAGUUCAACAGCAGCAGAUAAAUGAAAUAAAAGAGACAAUAACCAACAUCCCUGGUGAGAUGUUCCAUCGUGCCCAUCCCUGGAAAGUGACCUUUGCUGUCAUCUUCAGUCUGUCUGCUGUUGGUAUUAUUGGAUGCACAAUUUUGAUUCACCGUUUUGUAAAACUGCAGAAAAAGAGAGCUCAGCUCAAAGACCAGUAUGUUGAUGUGACUCUGGACCCUGAUACAGCACAUCCUGAACUCGUCCUGUCUGAGGACAGGAAACAAGUGAGACGUGGAGUCAUAUGGCAGGAUCUCCCUGACAACCCAGAGAGGUUUACAUACUGGGAAUGUGUCCUGGGAAAAGAGGGGUUUUCUUCAGGGAGACGUUACUGGGAGGUACAGGUUGGGGACAAGACUGACUGGGUUUUAGGAGUGGCCAGAGAGUCCGUACACAGGAAAGGAGAUUUUGAACUAAAUCCUAGUGGUGGUCUCUGGGCUCUCAGACUGGGGAGUGGGAAGUACUACUGGGCUCUCGCUGACCCCCCUGUGUCCCUCCACCUGAGCAUGAAGCCCCAGAAGGUGGGGGUGUAUGUGGACUAUGAGGAGGGUCAGGUCUCCUUUUACAAUGUGGAGGACAAGUCUCAUCUCUACACUUUCACUGGAUAUAAAUUCACUGAGAAACUCUAUCCGUUCUUCAGCCCAGGAUUCUGGUACCGCAGUAAGAAUUCAGCCCCACUGAUUAUAUCUCCUGUCGGUGACACAGACUGA
Messenger RNA from Scleropages formosus (Asian bonytongue), 1398 nucleotides. Its product is annotated as butyrophilin subfamily 1 member A1-like. The annotation marks the transcript as partial. Gene Ontology annotation, biological process: T cell receptor signaling pathway; regulation of cytokine production. NCBI's taxonomy places the organism in Eukaryota, Metazoa, Chordata, Actinopteri, Osteoglossiformes, Osteoglossidae. Gene Ontology annotation, cellular component: external side of plasma membrane. The transcript has 6 exons. Gene Ontology annotation, molecular function: signaling receptor binding. The record is from RefSeq and is a predicted model, not a curated record.